AUGGCCAGCAUUGUCAAGAAAUGUGAAGUCUUAGCAUGCAUUGCGCGUUCUCAGUGGUGCAGCCGCUUGCCCCAGCGAUUAAGCAUCCUCUGGCCACAGCAGGGGGCCAGUGGCACUUCAGCAAUGCUUAGUGCCGCUCGCCGUGUGCUGGGCGGGGCGGCCAGGCUUACUCCAAAGGCUCAAAGUUGGCAACCGGCAGUGCCCGCUGUUGCAGGAUGCCAGCUCGAAGCCAGACGCGGGUACCGCCACUGGUGGCGCGUGCUACCUGAGGAUUUUGAGUUGAACUCAGAGUCAAUGCCGAAAGAUGUGAAGUCUCUCAUGGCUAGCAAUCCGUACAACCUUGGCUUCAUUGAUGCCUACUGGUACUGGCGAAUCCGAGCCGAGAGUACCAUGAUGGAUCCCGAGAACUUGCCAAAGAAGUCUUACAAGCAGCUCUGCCGUGACAUGGGGCUGACCAUCGUGAACGAGCAGGCAGAGAACCUUCUCGGCAUCAUUGAGUUGUACGAGUACCUCAAGUCCUCUCCAUUCAUUGGACCGUUUGGCACCAUCGAAAAUCCGGUGCUUGUUCCCGCCAUCCACACAGAGAGAAUUGUCGGAUGUACAGGUGGCACUGGCGACAAUGAACAUGUCCCGUUGUGGUUCCGCUGUCGGGAAGGAUUCCUUUACCGAUGCGGCGAAUGCGAUCAAAUCUUCAUGUUGGUCAGAGUGCUGUACGAGCUGCCGGAAGAGGGUGUCGAGAUUAACCCCAUUGACCCUGACGUCAAGGACGUCUUCGAUUUUGCCCUGUUGGAGAAGGGCAACGAGGUUUGGAACUCGGGUGGCAUGAUCAACUGGCCCACGGGCUAUGAUGCCUUGCAUGGCACUGUCUAUGGUGGAAUGGCCCGGGACGAAGACCAGCGUGCCAUCGGAGAGUGA
This is a messenger RNA of Symbiodinium natans, 915 nucleotides long. The record is from the annotation of a GenBank genome assembly. Lineage: Eukaryota; Dinophyceae; Suessiales; Symbiodiniaceae.